UGGGAGGCCCGUGCUCAAGACCCGGAGGCCACGGUUGCCAUGUCUCCCGCAGGCCAUGAGCUCUAUGGUCAACGUGUACCGACCUAGUCGGCCUCCUCCUCGCCGUCGACCCGUCUCCACGCUGCAGCUGCACCCCCGAACUCGGCGGCUCCGCCGCUCCCAUCCCGGCAUCCCCUGCGCCCGCCGCGCUCGGUAGCGGCGCGCGGGAGCCCGGCGUCAGUCCCCGCCUGCCCGCGGGCAUUGCUAUGGCAACGCAGCUGCCCCAGCUAUGUCGCUGCAACCCGCCCCUCCGUCGCGGGUGUUCAUGGAACUGGUUCCCUGGGCUAACCUGGGCCGGGAAAACAACUCGAUCUCGGCCUUGGAGGCGCAGCCCGUCGGCAGCCGCCCCCACGUCGCCAAGGCCCACCCUGGAGCCCGCGAGGUCCACGUGAGCGGCUCGGCCGAGGUGUCCGCCAGCCCCGACCGGGCGCAAGUGGCCGUGCGGGUGAGCAGCACCAAGGAGGCGGCGGCCGAGGCCAAGAAGAGUGUGUGCCGCCGCCUGGACUACAUCACGCAGAGCCUCCAGCAGCAGGGUCUGCAGGCAGAAAAUGUCGCCGUCACAAAGGAUAUUAGAAGAGUAGAAAAUGCUUAUCACAUGGAAGCCGAGGUCUGCAUUACAUUUACUGAAUUUGGGAAAAUGCAAAAUAUUUGUAACUUUCUGGUUGAAAAGCUAGACAGCUCUGUUGUCAUCAACCCACCUGAGUUCUAUCACACUCCAGGUUCUGUUGAGAAUCUUCGGCGGCAAGCCUGUCUUGUUGCUGUUGAGAAUGCAUGGCGCAAAGCUCAAGAAGUCUGUGACCUUGUUGGCCAAACUCUGGGAAAACCUUUACUAAUCAAAGAAGAAGAAACAAAAGAAUGGGAAGGCCAGAUUGAUGACCAGUUAUCCAGACUCCCAGGCUCAUUAACUGUACAACAGAAAAUCAAAAGUGCAACACUACACGCAGCUUCAAAAGUGUUUAUUACUUUUGAGGUAAAAGGGAAAGAGAAGAAAAAAAAGCAUCUUUAAAAUCCAGCUAAAGCAUACUGUAUUUGUAUUUCCAAAUCUGUUUUUAUACAUUUUAUAAUGCUUAUUUCUGUCCUGAACAUACAUGUUGUAUGGUAUACUGAUUCUCUAUAAAAUCUGCCGCUUUUUGAACAUAAUCCACAGAAUGCUUAUGUUCACUCUCUAGUUUCCAAAACACUCUGAGAAAUACUGUGAGAAAUAAAUGUAUUAAAACAUACUUUUGUAUACUGACAAUUUAUAUAUUGAAAAUAAAAUGAACAAAAACCA
This is a messenger RNA of Peromyscus californicus insignis, 1309 nucleotides long. It is a transcript of the gene Irak1bp1, whose product is annotated as interleukin 1 receptor associated kinase 1 binding protein 1. Gene Ontology annotation, biological process: immune response; canonical NF-kappaB signal transduction. Lineage: Eukaryota; Metazoa; Chordata; Mammalia; Rodentia; Cricetidae. The record is from RefSeq and is a predicted model, not a curated record. The coding region runs from base 269 to 1045 and encodes 258 amino acids. The transcript is spliced from 4 exons.